ACUGUCAAUAGUGUCAACUCGCCGUUGUCACGCUUCUUUCUUUUGCUUUCUUUCGCGUUAAAAGGCAUUUCCGUAGCAAAAUGUCGCUCAAUUUAGUUGUAAAAAUACAUCCUGUGGUUUUGUUUCAAAUAGUAGAUGCUUACGAGCGUCGAAAUGCCGAUUCACAUAGAGUUAUUGGUACUCUUUUGGGUACCUCCGAUAAGGGAGUAGUAGAAGUCACUAAUUGUUUCUGCGUACCUCACAAAGAGCAUGCUGACCAAGUGGAAGCUGAACUCAACUACGCCAUGGAUGUUUAUGAACUAAAUCGAAGAGUUAAUGCAUCAGAAAAUAUAGUUGGGUGGUGGGCGACGGGCAACGAGGUGACGAACCACUCGUCGGUGAUCCACGAGUACUACGCGCGCGAGUGCCGCGAGCCGGUGCACGUGACGCUGGACACGUCGCUGUCGGGCGCGCGCAUGGGGCUCCGCGGGUACGUGUGCGCCGCGCUGGGGGUGCCGCGCGGCAAGCAGGGCUGCAUGUUCACGCCCAUCGAGGUGUCGCUCACCACCUACGAGCCGGAGAUCGUGGGGAUGCAGCUGUGUCAGAAGACCAUGGCGGGGGGCGGGCGGGGACGGCAGGUGCAGCCCGUCAUGGACCUGGCGCAGGUGGCCGACGCUGCGGCCAAGCUGUCCUCGCUGCUGGACCAGAUGGUGUCGUACGUGGAAGAGGUGUUGGGCGGGACCGUGGAAGGAAACAACGCGGCCGGACGACAGCUGCUGGAGCUGGUGACGGCGCUGCCGGCCCUCGCCGCGCACUCCUUCCAGGACUCCUUCGCGGCCAGCGUCAAGGAUCUGCUCAUGGUGGUGACUCUCGCACAACUGAUCAAGACACAACUGCAACUGAACGAAAAAUUGACGCUGCUGACGUCGCAGUGAGCGCCGCGCCGAACGCAACUCUAUUACGCAAAGAAUACAGCCCAUUGUGCUUUGUCAGCAACGACUACCAUUGUGGAUACCGACACUCAUUCUCAAGUUGUAGGUGUUGACAAUCUAGCCUACGUACUUCCAAUAAAGUGACUCUAAACACAAUGUUUUUUUUUUCAUUACUUAUAGCGCCGAAUACCACUCUAUUACGCAGGAAAUACAUUCCAUUUUGCUUAAUCAGCAGCGACUACCAUUGUGAAUACCUACACACGAGCCCGUAUUAUAGAUCAUUUCUCAGUAAUAAAAUCUAGUUUUAAACUUACAUUAAAAAAAAGGGUAGAUACGGCACUAGCCUCACAAAAGUGAUCCGCACCAAUUGUGGUCCACGACCCUAAUCGCUUUAGUCACAACUUGACAUGCAAACC
Chilo suppressalis (striped riceborer) is the source of this 1327-nucleotide messenger RNA. The record is from the annotation of a GenBank genome assembly. Lineage: Eukaryota; Metazoa; Arthropoda; Insecta; Lepidoptera; Crambidae.